This is a messenger RNA of Elaeis guineensis (African oil palm), 2677 nucleotides long. RefSeq lists its product as uncharacterized. Lineage: Eukaryota; Viridiplantae; Streptophyta; Magnoliopsida; Arecales; Arecaceae. The record is from RefSeq and is a predicted model, not a curated record.
AUGAAGUUUAAGAAACAACAACCAAGGGAAGGUGAUCCAAGCAUCCAACUGGAGAUCUUUGAGGAUCCAAAUGGAGGCAACGGCAAUCUGGUCAACUACUUGGGCUCUACUUUUUUUGAACCUCAGAUAAACACUGAUCCUGUGAGAGUACCAAGUGAUAUCAACCCAUCAGGACGAAAUGGGAACAAGGCAAACACAGACAGCACAUUUCAAGCACCUGAAAAGAAGCUGACCCUCUUCGCCCUUCACCUUGCAAUCCUGGAAAAAGCUGCAAGUGGCCUUGGAACGCUAGCAUUCAUCUGGGCUACAGUAGUUCUUCUUGGUGGGUUCGCAGUGCUGCUAGAGGACAUAGAUUUUUGGUUUGUGACCAUAAUUCUCCUCAUUGAAGGCACCAGAAUCUUCAGUCGGAGCCACGAGCUCGAGUGGCAGCACCAGGCAACAUGGACCCUAGCAGCAGGUGGACGUUACAGCUUCCGAGCGCUCAGAUCCAGCUCCCGCUUUCUCUUUCGGGCUAUAAAAGCAAUAUUCCAUCCGUUCUCCAUUGUCCGACCACAAGGUGACAGCAGCCCGAGGCCUAAAGGAAGUAACCAAACCAUGAGAGAAACCCAAAAGCAAGUUCUUCGAAGUAUGACCCAGCGAACAUGGUAUGCACCCAACGUUCCCCUUCUCCCUCAUGCUGGCUGGGUCUUUCUAUCAAAAAACAUCAGCAUGAUCCUUAUAUGGCUGCAGCUCUUAUCAGCUACUGCAUGUGUGGUGCUUUCCUUGAUGCGCCUUAUUGAGCAGGAUUAUGGUGAGGUAGGACAAGAAAUGGACAAAAGAAACAGGAGGCCAGCACUGAACAUAUUCUAUGGGCUGGCUCUGGCCGAAGCCCUGAUGUUCCUGAUGGAGAAGACCUACUGGCACUGGAAGGUCUCAUAUGGCAAGUUGUUGAAGCAAGUAAGCAGGGAGUGCGAACUAGAACCAUCUGGGAUUAUAUCAAUCAAACGGUUCUUCUAUGAUGCAUACUCUAAAUGCAUCAGUGGGAGCAUCUUCGAUGGCCUCAAAAUGGAUCUGGUGACUUUUGCCAAGGAGCUCUUGGACUCUGAUUAUCAGGAUGAGCAACUCAUCGGGGUUCAAAUGCUGCAGAAGUUUGUAAAAAGCAACCACUUCACCUCCGAGACUCUACGCAAGAUUGGCACUUCAACCUGGGUGAUCGAAAGACUGAUCGAGAUGCUGAACUGGAAGAAUCCAGCUGAAGAAGAAAUCAGGCGAUGUGCCGCGGAGAUCGUGUCAAAGCUUGCUGGGAAGAAGCAAAAUGCACUAAGAGUUGCUGGAAUUCCAGGAGCAAUGGAGUCGAUAUCGUCUUUGCUGCAUACUAGCAACAGCUAUAAUGCCAAGCCCCAUGAAAUCUAUCAGAGAUCCAUUAUUUCUGAUCCAACAAACUAUGAUUUUUUAGCUUUUAAUCUACUGGGUCUGUUAAUUCUGAAAAAACUUGCUCAUGAUCAUGAUAAUUGUGGGAAGAUUGGGAAUGCCAGAGGCCUCCUGCCAAAGGUCAUAGACUUCACAAAUGCUAGCCAGAGCUUGCUGCGAAAUGACCUAGCAUCAGAGUCCCAGAUCAAAGCAGUCAAGAGAUCGCUGCAACUGGUGAGGAUGCUGGUGAGCACAACAGGUAAUACUGGAAAAAUGCUUCGGCAGGAAAUCUCAGAGAUUGUCUUCACAGUGAGCAACAUCAGGGAGAUCUUGCAGUAUGGAGAGAACCACAUGGUGCUGCAGAAGCUGGGGAUUGAGAUUUUAACGAGCCUGGCAAUGGAUGAAACUGCAAGGGAGCAGAUUGGGAGCACAGGUGGAAUUAUUAAACUGCUGUUAUUUAUCUUCUUCAGGCCAGGAUUUACAGAAAAUGAGCACUCAGUGAGCGAUGAAGCAGGGGAGGCACUAGCAAUGCUGGCACUAGAAAGCCGGAGGAACUGUGAGCGGAUCUUGAAGGAGCAGAGAAUUUUGGAGCGGCUCAUCAGUGCACUAAAUAAUCCAGUGCUCCAAAUAAAUGCUGCAAGAAUCUUUCGAAACUUGUGCGCAUACUCUGGAAUUGAAUGUGCUGAUAGCCUCAGGGGAGUCACUGCUGCCUUACCUACUGUGUUGAAAGCUAUUAUGUAUGAGAAAGAUAAACUACUGGAGGUAUCAAUUGGGCUUGCCACACAGAUCUGCAAAUUCAUGGGCCCUACAGAAUAUGCUGUGGAACUUGAACGAGCUGGCAUUAAAGAAACUGACCUUGUGGAGAAGCUGGUACAGAUACUAAGAGAACACAGUUACCCAGAAAUUAAGGUUCCAAGAAUAAGAAGGUUUGUAAUUGAACAAGCAAUUUGGCUAAUGAAAUCCCACAGAAAUUAUAUCCAGUUAUUCAAGAAUUUAGAAAUGGAGAAGCUCCUGGAGAGUGUAGCAGAAACCACAUCAGAGCUCGAGUGCUUUCAUGUUUUCUCUGGUAGCGUUGGACUGAGCAAGCACCGUAGAUCUCUCUCCUCUGUUGUAGACACAGCAAUUGAGUUGAUGAGCAAUGGUUAAAGUCAGCAGGCAUGCAACUGGAAUGCUAGCCAAAUCAUAUGUACAAUUAUGAAACAGAAACACUAUUGCUAGGCCAAUUUCAUGUACAACUACACAUAGGAACAUCAUUUCUAGUCCAAUCAUAUGUAUAAUUACACAUUUG